Paramacrobiotus metropolitanus is the source of this 1641-nucleotide messenger RNA. RefSeq lists its product as uncharacterized. The record is from RefSeq and is a predicted model, not a curated record. Lineage: Eukaryota; Metazoa; Tardigrada; Eutardigrada; Parachela; Macrobiotidae. The transcript is spliced from 7 exons. The coding region runs from base 350 to 1417 and encodes 355 amino acids.
AAAGAAAAAACCCUUUCCAGUUUGUACUUUUGUUCUCUGACUCUACAGACUGACAGGUUACUGAGGCACACCAGAUUUUUGAGGAUCCGCUGCGUGGCUCUUGAAAAGCGUUGAUUUCUUGGGUAACCCGUAAUUGAAAUGUUUUCCCUGUGUGAGUUCUUCUUUGAUAUCCUGGAUGCUACUGUAGUACUGCGGAACUUUCGCUCCGACUGAUCGAUGGUCGAUGGAUAAGACAUUUUCACGCAGCUCUAUGGGAUCUCGGUCGCUCCAUGGAUUGCAGGGAUUGUGACUCUCCGAUUUGGAUGUUGUUUGUGCCGUGCAACAGCUGACCUUUGCAUUGUUCGAAGCCAUGAAUCUACAAUUACGGCGAGCUGUGUAUAAGGCAGAAGGAUUCGAUCGGGACGAUAUCGUAACUUGCCCGAUCGUUCCGGAGCAUAAGCUGAAACGUAAAACACUGCCUUAUCACAUCCCUGAUUGUAAAGCGAAAUAUGGAAAAGGGUUCUUGCAAUGCCAGUUCUCGCAGCUGCAUUACUUCAAAACCAAGGAAGAUCUGGAUAAUCAUGAACGUUUAUGUCCAAUGAAGCGGCAGUUCACUAGUGGUUUAAUUGCACCAGCUCCGGCAUAUAACCGAGUCGACGAUGGCGAUACGAUUUCUCCCCUUCGUCGUUACCUCGCGGAUUCAAUGGUCAAUCAAGUUAAAAAGGUGCACCUUUCCGGUCUAUCAGUUAACAUCGAUGUUGCCGAAUUUGGCAGUAUUUCGGAUGCCACACGAGCACGCAUUCCGAUGUGGAAUGAUCUUAGCAAACGAGUAUUGCUUUCCCGUUACCGUACUGAACGACUGCCUCAAGUGAGCGAAUCUCCAUCAAAAAAUGCCAGUGGCAAGCGUCUUCAGGCGGUGGAAGAAGAGGCCGAUGGAAUAAAUGAAGAGGCAAUCAUUAUGGAAGAAUCCUUCGUUAAACUUAGUGAAGUUCAUUGCGGAAUGCGCUUUCCAAGUUCCUCGGAUCCGGGCUGGGAUCUCUUGGAGAAUUCUUCCGAAAAUGACGAAGCGGAUGGCUCCUCUACUGCUCGAUUCCUUCAGGAUAUGUCCACCUACCGGUUUGCUAUUAUGGGUAAACCGCGGCUUGAAGACGAGCGGGACGCUUGUGCCGCACCAGAAGACUACAUUCCAGAUUUAAAUACGAUUCCCAAAUCGUUCCGGUCUAUUAUGAAAAGGAAGUUGGAUCGUGAUCUUAACAUUUACAAAACGGGAAUGAACCCCCGGUACAAUAAGUCUCUUGAUCGUCCAAAUGCCUUCCGGAGAAAUGGGCCGGCACCGCGACAGUUUGAAGAGCUUGCAGCGUGGUACGAGGAUCUUAUUAUUAAGCCCAGUCAAAAGCAGGAUGCUAAUUCCACCACAGACCAGUCGCCUGGCGCAUAAUGGUUUGGCUAGCGCCCCAGCGCCAAAAAAUUUUGUCUCUUCUGAAUUCCUGAUUUGAUUAUCGUUAUGAGACGGCUUCAACCUUCCGGUUUGUUGGACGUCUUUUAGACGCUAGUGAUGGUGAUGUUUGCGUUGUGUAGUUCUAUUUCUUUUGUUUGGCUUAAGUAUUUAUAAACACUACUUCUAUUGAUUGAAUGGGUUUAGUAAUAAAUUUUCGUUAAAUU